This is a messenger RNA of Arabidopsis arenosa, 1605 nucleotides long. NCBI's taxonomy places the organism in Eukaryota, Viridiplantae, Streptophyta, Magnoliopsida, Brassicales, Brassicaceae. The record is from the annotation of a GenBank genome assembly.
AUACUCCGGCGACGAUGAUUAAUUCCGACGAUAACUUAUCAAUGAUCGAAGCUCUCUUCACCUCCGAUCUGUCGCCAUUACCUCCGGCGAAUCUCAGCCUCGAGACUACUCUCCCGAAGCGUUUACAUGCUGUCCUGAAUGGAACCAACGAGCCCUGGACUUACGUCAUUUUCUGGAAACCGUCGUACUAUGACAUUUCCGGUGAAUCAGUACUCAAAUGGAGCGACGGAGUUUACAAUGGCGACGACGAGGAAAAGACACGAGGGAGGUUGAGGAGGAAGAAGACGAUUCCGUCGUCUCCGGCGGAGAAAGAGCGUCGGAGUAAUGUUCUCCGCGAACUUAACUCGAUGAUCUCCGGCGAAGCUUUCCCGGUGGUUGAAGACGAAUAUGUCAAUAAAGAUGAUGACGUGGAAGCAGAAGUGACUGAUAUGGAGUGGUUUUUCUUGGUUUCCAUGACGUGGAGUUUUGGUAACGGAUCCGGGUUAGCGGGUAAGGCGUUUGCUAGUUAUAACCCGGUUUGGGUUACCGGGUCGGAUCAGAUUUAUGGGUCGGGUUGUGAUCGGGCUAAACAAGGAGGGGAUUUGGGGUUACAAACCAUUGUGUGUAUUCCUUCGGAUAACGGAGUGUUGGAGCUUGGAUCCACGGAGCAGAUCCGACAAAACUCGGAUCUUUUUAAUAAGAUCCGGUUCCUUUUUCAUUUGGAAGGAUCCAAAGAUUUUUUCGGAGCCCCGAAUUUGAACUCGGAUCUUUUCUCAUUUCAGUUAGAGAACGGUUGUUCAAGUACCGUAACCGAUUAUAAUUUGAAUUUCUCGACGUCGUCUUCAACAUCGGCGAGAGCUCGUUGUGGCGAUGUACUGAGUUUUAGUGACAAUGUUAAACAGAGUUCUGAAAAUCUGAACCCUAAUACUUAUUCUGCUCAGAUCCAAAACGUUGUCCAUCACGCGACGGUGAUGCCGGAGAAGAAACAGGGAAAAAAGCGCGGGAGAAAACCGGCGCAUGGUAGAGAUCAGCCGUUGAACCACGUGGAAGCAGAGAGGAUGAGACGUGAGAAGCUAAACCAUAGAUUCUACGCGUUACGAGCGGUAGUACCAAACAUAUCGAAGAUGGACAAAACGUCCUUGCUCGAAGACGCGGUUCAUUACAUAAACGAGCUGAAAUCCAAAGCUGAAAACGCUGAAUCGGAGAAAAACGCGAUUCAAAUUCAGCUGAAUGAACUUAAGGAGAUGGCAGGACAACGAAACGCGGUUCAUAGGGUUUGUAAAUAUGAGGAAAACGCGUCGGAGAUGAAGAUUGAAGUGAAGAUUAUGGGAAGUGAUGCGAUGGUUAGAGUGGAAUCGAGUAAGAGUCAUCAUCCAGGAGCGAGAUUGAUGAAUGCUUUGAUGGAUUUGGAGUUAGAAGUGAUUAACGCGAGCAUGUCUGUGAUGAACGAUUUUAUGAUACAACAAGCAAACGUGAAGAUGGGGUUGAGAAUCUACAAGCAAGAAGAGCUUAGGGAUGUGUUGAUAUCGAAAAUUAGCUGAGAGUUUUUUUUUUGUGUUUUGAGAAAAUGAUGGGGUCAAACUGUAAUUAAGUUUUGUGAUUUUCUAAUAAAUUAACGGCCGUUGG